UGCUUUCCAUACAUUUUCCAAUGUAACAAAGACAGUAUAAUGACUGUGAAUCAUUUUGGUUUAAAAUACACGAUAUUAAUAUAGUUCGACACGGUUCAGUGAAUAUGUAACGUGGAAGAAAUAUAAAACUUACCUUUUAUUAGACUAGAAAAGAUAAAUUGUUGACCAGAAGUCAGAUAUCAGAGGUGAUAUGGAACAGACGUCAGAUACCAGAAAAGAUAUGGAACAGACAUAUGAUACCAGAGAUGAUAUGAAGCAGACAUCAAAUACCAGAGGUGAUAUGGAACUGACAUCAGAUUCUGAAGAUGAUAUCGAGAAGACGUCGGAUACUGAAGUCAAACCUCAUAAAUGUGGUGUGUGUGGUGAUGGGUUUGAUCAAAUUAAAUUAUUAAAGUCACACAUGCGUUCACAUGAUGGCGAGAAAGCAUUUCAAUGUGGUAUAUGUGGUAAAGGGUUUUGCACAUUUGUUUUAUUACAUAGACAUAUACGAGAUCAUAUUGGUAUUAAACCUUAUAAAUGUGAGACGUGUGGUAUAGGGUUUACUCGAAAUUAUCAUCUUCAGAGACACAUAAAAAAAUUAUCAUGUACAAAACAGUAUAAGUGUGAUUUUAGUUUGAGUCAGAUGGAUAUAUUACAAAGACGUGAGACGAUACAUACUGGUGAUAAAUCAUAUAAAUGUGAUGUAUGUGAUUUUAGUUUUAGUCAGAUGGAUAAAUAACAAAUACAUGAGAGAAUACAUACUGGUGAUAAACCUUAUAAAUGUGGUAUCUGUGCUCAAGAAUUUAGUCAUAGAGUGGACUUGACGAGACAUAUGAGAAGAACACAUAAGAUUACAAACCCAUUUAAAUGUUCUCCAUAUAGUAAUGGGUUCAGUCAGAAGGAGUGUAGUGUACAGACCGACACAAUAACACCUACUGGAAAUCUAUCGCAUAACGGUAACGUAUGUGGUAAAGCUUUUAGCAACCUUGAUAAUUUACAGAGACACAUGAGAACACACACAGGCAUGACAGAUAAAAAAUCUCAUGACUGUAACGUAUGUGGUAAAAAAUUUAGUAAAAAUAGUGACUUCAAAACACACAUGAAAACGCAUACUUGUGAUAAACCUUAUAAAUGUGGUUUAUGUGGUACAGAUUUUAGUCAUGAUAAUGACUUAAAAACACACAUGAAAACACAUGUAAGAGACAAACCGUACACAUGUGGUAUAUGUGGUUCAGGAUUUAGUGAGAGUCGUGGCUUACAGAUACACAUGAGUAUACACACUGAAGGUAACUCCCUCAAAUGUGAUGUAUGUGAUAAAGUGAUUGGUCGGAAUUCCUUACAGAAACACAUGAAAAUACACAAGGGUAAUAUAAAAGUACAUUUAUGUGAUUUGUGUGGUAAAGGAUUCAGGAGAAAAGAUGGCUUAAGGAAACAUAUGGGGACACACACUGGUUAUGCUGUUAAAAAACCUCAUGUAUGUGAUAUUUGUGACAAAAAGUUUGAGAGCAGUUAUGCCGUGAUACACCACAUGAAAGUGCACACUGGAGAAAAACCCCAUUUGUGUGAUGUGUGUGGUAAAGGAUUCAGGAAGAGUCAAGUGUUAGAAGUACACAAACGAACACACACAGGGGAGCAACCUUUUAAAUGUGAUGUAUGUGGUAAAAGGUUUAGUCAGUGUUAUUCAUUAAAGAGGCACAAGAUAACACAUAUUACUGGUUUAAAGCCAUAUGUAUGUGAUGUAUGUGGUAAAAUGUUUACACAGAGUUAUACAUUAAAGACUCAUAUGAAAAAUCACUCCGGUUUUGCAUCUAGUAACGGAAUGUGAUUUAUGUUACUAGUAUAAAGAAUUUACUCAAAUCGUGAAAAGUAUGUUGAUAAUACAUUCUGGCAAUACAUAUUGUCAUCUAAUGGAAUGCGAUGUUUGUUUAAAAGAGUUAACUCCGAGUCAUCUCUUAAAAGACUCAUGUGAGAAUCACUCCGGUGAUGCAUCUAGUAAUGGAAUAUGAGUUAUGUUACUAGUAUAAAGAAUUUACCUAAAUCGUGAAAAGUAUAUUGAUAAUACAUUCUGGCGAUACAUAUUGUCAUCUAAUGGAAUGCGAUGUUUGUUUAAAAGAGUAUUUCCGAGUCAUCUCUUAAAAGACUCAUGUGAGAAUCACUCCGGUGAUGCAUCUAGUAAUGGAAUAUGAGUAAUGUUAUUAGUAUUAAGAAUUUACUCAAAUCGUGAAAAGUAUAUUGAUAAUACAUUCUGGCGGUACAUAUUGUCAUCUAAUUGAAUGCGAUGUUUGUUUAAAAGAGUUAACUCCGAGUCAUCUCUUAAAAGACUCAUGUGAGAAUCACUCCGGUGAUGCAUCUAGUAACGGAAUGUGAUUUAUGUUACUAGUAUAAAGAAUUUACUCAAAUCGUGAAAAGUAUGUUGAUAAUACAUUCUGGCGAUACAUAUUGUCAUCUAAUGGAAUGCGAUGUUUGUUUAAAAGACUUAACUCCGAGUCAUCUCUGAAAAGACUCAUGUGAGAAUCACUCCGAUGAUGCAUCUAGUAAUGGAAUAUGAGUUAGGUUACUAGUAUAAAGAACUUACUCAUAAGCGAAGCGUAUGUUGAUAAUACAUUCUGACGAUACAUAUUGUCAUCUAAUGGAAUGCGAUGUUUGUUUAAAAGAGUUAACUCCGAGUCAUUUCAUCAAAGACUCAUAUGAGAAUCACUCCAGUGAUACAUCUAGUAAUGAUCAGUAAUGGAAUGUGAUUUAUGUUACUACAGUGUAUAAAGAGUUUACUCUAAUCGUAAAGAGUCUAUUUAUUAUAAUACACCAUGUACAUUCUGGCGAUACAUGCAUGACAUGAUGUCAUCAACGGAAUACGAUGUUUGGUUUAAAGAGUUAAAUCGAAGACAUUAUUAAAAGAAUAUAUUCUUAGUCUUGUGAUACAUCUAGUGACACGGAAUUCAUGUCAAAUGUAUGUGGUUAGGAGUUUUAAGUACAUAACCUCUGUGCAUUUACUAAAUGUAUGCUCAUGAAAAGCUAAACACAUAGAGGAUGUAAACCUUGAACAUGUAUAUCCAAUUAAACUCUUCAUGCUCUUUGUGACUAGGCCACAUACAAAAACUAAGAACACAUAUCAUGGAUGUAAACCUUUGAUAUAUUACAUUUUGUACAUGCAAUGUAUAUAAUAAAUGUCUUUAUUUCUAAAACUCAGCCAUGUCAGUAGAGAACAAAGAGGAUAUAUAUAAACCUCAGACGUAUAACAUGUAUUAAGUAUAGGUCUUUCAGGCAAACUUUAUUUAAAUUAAGAAAUCCUCAGAUAUGUUUUAUCAGAAGUAUGUUAAAGAUCUAGGCAACUCAUGAGAGAACAAAGAGGAUAUAAUAUGCAAUACAGUAAACAAGCUAAGCCUUAUAGAUAUAGGAAGAUGUGGUAUGAGUUAAUGAUACAACUUUGAGUCUCCAUCCAAGUCACACUUUGUAAAAGUAAACCAAUAUCAUGAUUAUAGGUUAAAGUACCGUCUUCAACACAGAGCAUUGGCUCACACCGAGUAACAAUCUAUUAAGGGUACCAAACAGGAUAAACUGUAGAGAAA
Messenger RNA from Mytilus trossulus (common blue mussel), 3545 nucleotides. Its product is annotated as zinc finger protein 239-like. Gene Ontology annotation, biological process: regulation of transcription by RNA polymerase II. Bases 812 to 1804 code for a protein of 330 amino acids. NCBI's taxonomy places the organism in Eukaryota, Metazoa, Mollusca, Bivalvia, Mytilida, Mytilidae. The record is from RefSeq and is a predicted model, not a curated record. Gene Ontology annotation, molecular function: DNA-binding transcription factor activity, RNA polymerase II-specific; RNA polymerase II cis-regulatory region sequence-specific DNA binding. The transcript has 2 exons.